CCAGUCUGACAGAGCAAACGAGAGCCUGUGUCUCUGAGUGAGUGUGUGUCUGUGUGUGUUUGUGAGACGUGUAGAGCCAGCCGAGAUGAAAGUGUGAAACAGCGAGAGGGAAAACCUGAGGGAAAACAAAUCCCCCCAGCAAAUCAGAGAGGGGGAGAGGGAGUCAGCGAACGCAGCAAAAAAAGUCAGAGCAGAGGAGAAGAGAAGAGGGCAGACAGACAAAAAGGUAUAAGACAAGAAUGGCGAUGACUAGAUGACCAUACACACGCACACACACACACACUUUGCAUCCUUUCCUGGAGACUUGACAGGAGGGGCCGAAAAAAAAAUAUCUACACACAGUCAAAGGUAAACACUCUUCAGCCGGUCCCACACCACUGGAUCAUGUCAUCUACCGGGUCGACAAACCACAACAAGCGCCUCACAUCUGAAAAGGACGCCUCACAGAGUUUGCUCAACAACGACUCUGCUCACCACUUGAAGCGAAGGGACAGGCAGCGCUUUUUUGAAGACGUCUACCAGCAGGAUGUGGACAACUACCUGCCCUCUGUGCACCUGCAGAUUGACUGCAGGAAACCUCCGAUGGGCAGCAUUUCAUCCAUGGAGGUGAACGUGGACACUCUGGAACAGAUGGAUCUGAUGGACAUGUCGGAUCAGGAGGCCCUGGACGUGUUCCUCAACUCGGGCUCAGGAGAAGAUGAGGCACCUGUGGCUUCUCCACUACGAGAUGAUGAGGAUGAGGAGGAUGAGGAUGAGGAGGAUGAAGAUGCGGAAGUAGUUUACAGGGAACGCGCACCUCUUCGACGCCAAAGCGAAGUCCAUCGUGGGUCUCAGUCUCGCAUUUCUUCGACAUCAUCUGGUUCCAGCGUCACCAGCACGGGAGGAGCGGACACCCCUGUGAUCCAGUCGGACGACGAAGACGUGCAAGCCGACACCCUCCUGCUGACCUCCGUUCCCCAUGCGAGAGACGAAGACACAGAGGAGGACGAUGAAGACGAGAGAUGCUUCACAAUCAAUCAUUAGAAAGAGUUUCCCCUGAAGUCUGAAAUCUCGUUCUCUCCCUCUGUAUUUGUAUCCCUUUCUUAUGGGCCAGAAAACUAUACGACAAGGUUGGGCCCGCUGUAAUCUGAGUGUCCUUCGAACCGUGAUUUCACUUUUAUGAUUUUUCUCACAUUCUCUUUCGUUUUUACAAGUUCUGUGGCACAUACAAUGAAUAGUUUCUUGGCUGUUGUUGAAAGACAGUAGCACCAUUUAUGAGUCAUUCUUUCCUCCUGCACCAACAUGUUCUGCUUGACUUCAGUGUUAUUCCUCAAACUGCCAGAGGGAAAUGUCCUUCAUGCUUAUUUUUUUAAACAGUAUCUCAACAACUAGGUCAAGAAAUAUUGAACGUAGUUCUAUUUUCGAAUGACAACAUUCUCACAAUAACAAUAAUGGAAAAAGAAAACAGAAGUUGUAAAAAAAUGUAGGUUGUUUCAGAAAGACUUAGGACUCUGUCAGUUAGAAAUAAACGUAACAUAUACAUAUUCAAAUUCUAAAAGUUUAGAAUUUGAAAAUGUCACAUUGGAUCACAUCAAUCCAUCUAUUUUUGUUUACUUUAUCAAGGUCAGAUUAAGAAACAAACAAGUCUUAAAGGGGAAACUCAGAUGUCUCUGCUCAGUGACAAGUAGUUUCUCCUGAGGGAUCAUUCCCUGGUCAGAAGAAACGUACGAUCUCUCCAGCUAGAUCUAAGUCUGGACUGGGUUUCUCUCCCAGUAGAACCAUGCCUGUCAAACCUCAAAACCUCAUAUUACAUGCCUGAACCACCUCAGCUGACUUUUUUGUUAUGCAAAGAAGCAGAAGAAGCAAUAUUGAGUCAAAAUAUCCAAGCUCCUCUAAAGAAAACUAGUCGGAGCUGCUUUUACCUGUAGGUCAGAUGAUACAUCUAAAAAACCAACCAUAUUGAAUACAUUUAUGGACCAAUCUUCUCAGAGUUAAACAUUUAUUAUGGACAACCCAUAAAUGCACACAAGUCCAAAAAGAAAAAAGAAGAAAAUAAAACCAAUCAAAAUCUGAUGAAGCAGGUCAAUCACAUUUCUCCAAAUGACCGUGUGGGUUCUGGAUUAAUAACACAAAACAGGAAAUACUAUCUAAUUAAAGACUACAAAAAAUACAUUGUAACAACUGUAAUCACCAAGCAGCCUAAUUUAUUUCAAGACUAAGUCCGUUGCAAAUUUUUGAGUGAAAUAUUGAUUAAAGCCUCGGAACUCUAAAGUAGCUGAAAAUCCAAAUCAAGCAAUAACUAUUCCAAAUGUUUGUACUAAUUUACUUUCAAAUAAAAUCUUUUUGAACAGUUUGGAGACAUACAAUUACUUAUCCUAUUUCUUCUAUGCUUUAAAAAGUGUACAAGCUUUAGAAAAUACUUCAUUUUUUCCCUUUUACCAUUAUUUGUUUUUUUAUGCUAGCAAAUAACCUAUCACAGAAGUUGCCAAAUAUGUGAGUUUCUUCUUUGGUUCAAAACGUAAUGAAUUAUUUAAUCAAAUGUUCUGAGUUUUUUUGUCUGCAGUGUAAAUAUGUAUUUUAAGUUAAACAAAAGAAAUCCCCUCAAAACUGUCAGCUCUUAGCUUGAGGGGUGGUUUGACUAGACAGAGUUCAAAGCGCAAAACAAAAAUGCAGUUCAGGUUAAGAUGCUGUUAAAAAUAACUGCUGGUGUAAAAAAUGACUAGAACCUUCAAAGCUUGGACUUCUUUGACCCUUUUUCUGAACAUUUCCUGUGUGCAUGCAGAAACUACGGGAUUUUCAGUGUGAAGAAUGGAGCUGUAUUUGCAAAUGCAUGCCAUUGUGUAUUUGAUACUGUUUACUUCCUGUCUUCUCAAUACUUUAAACAAUGUAGCAUUUCUGUACAAGUGACACCUGUACGACACCUGCCCUUGUUCUCUUUGUGAGCUGAAUGUUGACAAGUGUAUAUUCUGACCACACGGAGAAAGAAAGACCCAUCUGAGCAGAGCUUCAGGAUUUUCAGUGUGUCUAACUGUAUGAAGCUGAGAGUGAAUCCACAACACCAGAGCCAGGUUGUUCCUAACCUACACUUGUAUCACAGUAUUAACCAACCUUAUUUUUACUUGGCCACACAAAUGACAAAAUAAAGCAGAGGGCAAACCCAUUGGAUGUACAGAUCCUUGAGUUGCCUGUUUUCCCACA
Austrofundulus limnaeus is the source of this 3177-nucleotide messenger RNA. RefSeq names its product dysbindin. The record is from RefSeq and is a predicted model, not a curated record. The transcript has 4 exons. Gene Ontology annotation, biological process: negative regulation of protein kinase activity. The coding region runs from base 385 to 1023 and encodes 212 amino acids. Lineage: Eukaryota; Metazoa; Chordata; Actinopteri; Cyprinodontiformes; Rivulidae. Gene Ontology annotation, cellular component: cytoplasm.